Sphenostylis stenocarpa is the source of this 420-nucleotide messenger RNA. Lineage: Eukaryota; Viridiplantae; Streptophyta; Magnoliopsida; Fabales; Fabaceae. The record is from the annotation of a GenBank genome assembly.
AUGAACUCGUCGGUGUCGAGUCCUCUGUGUGGACCACUGUGUUUUGCCUCCACCUUCACCGAGCCCCGCUCGCCUCACCCGCGUUUUCCGUUUGACUCUGUUGGUCCAUUUGGCCUGAUUAGUUUGAAGUUUUGUGUCCCAUUUGGGUCGAGAUUUGAUUUUAGUUCUACGUUAUUCUGCUUGGGUGUGAUAGUUUGGCCAGAAGGUUCAAGAUUGGUUCUUUUUGCUGCGCUUCCUGGCCAACCCUACGCAAACAUGUUGUAUUUGGAGACACCAGUUGAAGUGGGGUUUUCUUAUGUUAAGGGUAGCUCCUCAUAUAUGACAGUGAAUCAUGAGGCAACAGGCUUAAAACCCUUUGUGACCCUCUUUCAAUGGGACUUGCCGCAAGCUAUUAAAUAUGAGUAUGGAGGGUUAAAAUGA